Messenger RNA from Adineta ricciae, 573 nucleotides. The record is from the annotation of a GenBank genome assembly. Lineage: Eukaryota; Metazoa; Rotifera; Eurotatoria; Adinetida; Adinetidae.
AUGGGACAAGAUAUUAGUCAAAUUGAUUCGACAGAUAUUCAGAAGAUGCUGCAUAAAUUUGGCAAACUUGAUGAAGAUAAAAGUGGAGCAUUAUCGGCCAAUGAAUUCAUGCGAAUACCAGAAUUAACAUCAAAUCCACUAGUCGAACGAGUUAUCGAUAUAUUCGAUAGUGAUGGCAAUGGCGAGGUGGAUUUCACUGAAUUUAUACGUGGUGCGUUUGAAUAUCGAAUUGAAUUGUUCUCCGAGAUAGUUUUUUUUCUUCAUUUCGCAUCAGGUAUGAAUAGUUUUGCUUCAAAAGGUGAUACUCAACAUAAACUACGCUUCGCUUUCGAUAUUUACGAUAUCGAUAAGGAUGGUUACAUAACUAAUGCUGAACUUUUUCAUGUCUUGAAAAUGAUGGUUGGAAAUAAUCUCCUAGAUGAUCAAUUACAACAAGUAGUCGACAAAACGAUCAUUUAUUCGGAUAAAGAUGGUGAUCAACGGAUAUCAUUUAAAGAAUUUUGUGAUGCAAUAGGACCAAGUCUUCGCGAAGAUAUCGUCAAUCAUUUGAAUAAAAUAACUAGUGACGAAUAA